CGCCCUCUUGGUGAAAUUCACAAUGAUAAUAAUUGUCGCGCAAUCUCCUGAGUUCACAUGACAUACUGAAAGGAAGCAUUUCCGGUAUCAUAGCUGUCUGGAUUGAACUAUUAAACCAACACGAUAUUGAUAAUUACGGAAUUACGGAAUUCCGCCGUUGCCCAUCAUUUGAUCAACAUCAAUGUACAUUUUGAAAAUUACUUACUUUAUCUCCUGGGAAUUCAAUUCUAAGACUCUUUUGUCUCUUUCUAGAUCUUUGUCUGCGUCACAGUGUAACCUUAUCUAUGUUUUUUCCGCCGUUUCUAAAACCGAAUAAUCCCAAACCUAGAUAUUGGUCACGUAUCUCUGACAGACACUAAAUAUAUCAUCCAAUUGAAACACAGGGAGUUUGGUAGAUAUCAGAUCGAGUAGGUGUGCGUGCAUGAUGAGUUGUUUGACAUAGUUUCCUGGGAAAGUUUGUAUAGGAAACUUCUUCGCAGAAAGACAGUUUUCUAUCGUAUUAAACCAUUGAGACAAAAAGAAGCACAGUUAAUUCAAGACAGGCGAAAUUGUAGGUCAAGAUGUCUUUUCACUUUCUCCGUUCAGGUUCAAGUAUCAUUCAAUGCCAAGUUGUUUUACUCGACAAUUCGCAAUUCAUUACAUCAUUUGAGCAGAAGACAGUGAAGGGAAGCGAGUUGCUCGAUAGAGUAUGCGACAAGAUCCAAGUGCCUAUCAAUUACAAGCAGUACUUUGGGCUUCAGUACAUUGACCGUGAAGAUGGCGAAUUGGUGUGGUUGAACCUCGAGAAAGAACUCUCUCCGCAACGAAAAUCCAAACCGCUGUUGUAUCAGUUCGCCGUGAAAGUGUUUCCGCGGGAUCCUCUUAAAGUGGAGGAAAACUUGCGAUGGCUCAUUUUGCUUCACGUAAAAGCUCUAAUUAACCGUGGAAAGUUUUCCCUCCCUGUUGGCAAACAUGCCAUGAUUGAUGGAUUCUACGUGCAAGCCAUGCUUGGAGAUUUCAGUAGCAAGCGACACAAGCCUGGAUAUUUAGAGGAACUGCUAGAUUUACUUUACUUUCCACCCACAGGUAUCAACACUGAUGAGAACAUUAGCGAGGAAAGUUACGAAGUAAUGGUCAAAGAUUUGCAUAAAUCACAUCGCGGGAUGACCCGCGAGGAGGCGGUGUCUGCGGCCCUCGACGUUUGCAAGGAACUUGAUAACUACGGAGCCUGUAUGCACUAUGGAAUAAGUGAUCGCAAUGGAGAAGAAGUUGUGUUCUGUAUUACAAUGGAUGGAAUGCGCAUUUGCCAUUUGAAGAGUAAAUUUCCUGAAGUGGGCGAGUUAUGUUAUAGUUUCCAGUGGCGUGACAUCAUCUCAAUGUUCUGUGAUAACGCAAAGUUUUAUAUGUACGUGGGGGAAAUUAAAGAAAAACAAGAGUCCACCUGUCACGUGUUUCGCUUCAGCAAAGGCCUUUUCGCUCACAAGGCAGCUCAACGCCUCUUGACAGACGCUGAAAAUCACCAAAAGUUCUUCUUUGAAGACAACCCUGAAAGGGCAACCCUCAUUAGAAGCCGUUCUUUGGAGGUGCAGUCUUUAAAUAAGAUUCGCAAUGGAUCACUACUAUCUGCUAAGUUGAAUCUUUCCUUCAGGAAGCCAAUACCAAAGUGAAAUAUCUACAAAUCAACUUUGAGACCUCUUCUUGACUUUCGAUACUCUGGAUAAAAGUGACUGAAUCAAAUCAGUCGAACAAUCGUUUCAAGUCCUUUCAUGGUAUAAAGAUACAUUGCGAUUCAACCAGUAAAUGCACCGUUUAAAGAACCCUUUUUUGUUCCUAACAUCGGACAAUAUUGACCAAAAUCUGAUGCAUACACGUGAUCAGUGAAGCAGAGAUGCGGGACAAGUCAAGAAAUUUCUGCAUAUUCAGACUUUGAGAGUGAAAUAACGCUCGUUUAAAUAACACAAUAGGUUGAAUUACCUCAGUAGUAAGCAAGAUCAAAAAGCUUUCUUCGUUAAAUAUAAGUUGGCACUGAUAACCUGAUGAUGCACUGCAGUUAAAUCAUGUGUCUUACGAAAUUUAUGAAGAGUUUAUAGUGCGUUCUUGCUCAACUCCACGACAUGUUGAUUCACAGAAAAAUCAUGCUGAACUGACAGUUAUUCCAGAAUGAAUUGCUUUCUUGUAAAAUAGACCGUUAGUCCUGAAUGUACAAAUAUUUCUGGCGGGAUUAACCGUUUGAUUUAUGGAAAUCGCACUUGAAUAGUUUAACGCGCAGGCGGCCCAAGUUCAUGAAACAGAUACCCCACUUAUAAGGAUUAACGUGGAAGCUUAACGAUAUUUGAAAAGCAACAAACCCGAAUUAACGAUAAAGCGCCGAAACCGGUUAUUAAUGACUCAAGACGUUCACAAGCAACAAAGAACAAAACAAUGCAAACAGAUUAGUGAAUUCUAUUCAUGCCUCCGAAUGAAGGCAAUGUGUAAAUAUAUGUUAAUGCAUUUUUAAAUACUAAACUUAGUAAAUGUAUAACUUGUAAAUAAAUAAAGGCUGAUAGUUUCGAAAGAAA
This is a messenger RNA of Stylophora pistillata, 2537 nucleotides long. Its product is annotated as band 4.1-like protein 1. Gene Ontology annotation, cellular component: cytoskeleton. The record is from RefSeq and is a predicted model, not a curated record. Gene Ontology annotation, biological process: actomyosin structure organization. NCBI's taxonomy places the organism in Eukaryota, Metazoa, Cnidaria, Anthozoa, Scleractinia, Pocilloporidae.